Molecule: messenger RNA, 1143 nt
Organism: Arachis duranensis
Lineage: Eukaryota; Viridiplantae; Streptophyta; Magnoliopsida; Fabales; Fabaceae
Exons: 10
Coding region: 1-1143 (380 amino acids)
Source: RefSeq, a predicted model, not a curated record
AUGGUUCUCAUGAAUCCUGUUGGUGCUUUGAAUAAAAAAGUGGAUGCUAUUGCAGAUAUCAACCCAAUGAAGCUGGCUUGGACUCUGAAAGUCGAGAUUAUGCGCCUGUACGGGUUUCCUAUCAAGUGGAACCCAAGAGAGAUUUACAGCAUGGAGUUGGUGCUUCAAGAUGAAAUAGGUGAUCGUAUACACUAUUCCAUCCCGAAGUCAAAUAUGGUGGUAUUUAGGACCUUGAUUCGUGAGCAUGAACUUUAUGCAAUGAAAAAUUUUAUUGUUCAAGCAAUCGGACAAUCUUUUAUCUCCUAUGAGAAGAUUGAGGCAAUGGUUGGUGUGAACAAGAACCAUUUGCUGGGUAAAUCAGACUGUAUGGGUCAUGUUGUAGGAAGAGAGGACGUUACACCAUUGGUUACAAAAUUAGGAGAGGAGAGUAAAUGCAUUAAACUACACUUGGAAGAUCUAGAGGAAAACAUCAUAAAAUGCACCCUCGUUGGUGACUUGGUUGACAAAGCCCUUGACUUAUUUGAUAAAGAUGAUGUUAGUGAUGAAUUGCAUGGCGGUUCCUUACAAAUCACUACUGUUGAGGAAGUUUUUGACAAAACUAAUGAAACUUCAUGUUGGAUACUAGCCACUGUGGUUUCUAUUGAAGUUGGUGGCAAUGAUUGGUAUUAUGAUUCAUGCAAGAGUUGUCCCAGAAAGGUGAAGGAGAAUAAAGGUUAUUAUCUGUGUGGGCAUUGUGGUAAGGUUGGUUUCAAUGCUCUUCUGAGGUAUGGUAUUCAUGUUAUUGCUGAUGAUGGUACUGUCUGUAUUGGCCUAAUCAUUUGGAACCAAGAGGCCAAACUGGUUGUUGGAAAGUUUGCAAGCAAAGUCAAAGAUCUCAAUGGAGUUGACCAAAGUGUUUUCAGUAUAUUGCCUGCAUUCUUUACUAAGGAAGCUGAGUUUGAUGUACAUUCUACUACAGUUGUAUCUUUAUCCAAGUAUUUAGGUUCGGAGAGUAUUUUUGAGUGCGGUCUUGAGACUCCUGACAAGGGUGUUCUAGCUGAUUCAAAUACAGGUGCCACUAUUGGUGGGGUGUAUAGUUCAGAUGUUCAGGGCUCUACAACCAAGCCAUCGAAAGGUUGUGCUGGGAAAAAGAAGCUUGAGUAG